Messenger RNA from Trichoderma asperellum CBS 433.97, 3750 nucleotides. RefSeq lists its product as uncharacterized. Gene Ontology annotation, biological process: COPII-coated vesicle cargo loading; endoplasmic reticulum organization; intracellular protein transport. Lineage: Eukaryota; Fungi; Ascomycota; Sordariomycetes; Hypocreales; Hypocreaceae. Gene Ontology annotation, molecular function: structural molecule activity; protein binding. The record is from RefSeq and is a predicted model, not a curated record. Gene Ontology annotation, cellular component: COPII vesicle coat; endoplasmic reticulum exit site.
AUGGUGCGCCUACGAGACAUCCCACGGACGGCCACCUUUGCGUGGUCACCCGGCUCCGGGAAGCCCAUAGUUGUCACUGGAACAAAAGCUGGUGCGGUAGAUGCCGAUUUCUCUGAUGAGAGCAAGCUUGAAAUCUGGGACCUCUCGCUGGACAACCAAGAGCAGGGCAUCGAACUCCAGCCGGUUGUCAGCAUCACUACAGACUCAAGAUUUUACGAUAUUGCUUGGGGACCUGCCGACGCCGACCAUCCCAAGGGUAUCAUUGCGGGUGCUCUUGAGAACGGCACUCUCGAACUCUGGGACGCCGAGAAACUCGAAACUGGAGCCUCCGAUGCGUCCAUCUCCAAGACGACAAAACAUACUGGUGCCAUCAAGGCACUGCAGUUUAAUCCUCUGAAACCCCAAAUUUUGGCUACUGCAGGUGCCAAGGGUGAGCUGUUCAUCUACGACAUUGGCGACAUCGAAAACCCCUUCCGUCUAGGAAACGCAGCAGCUCGAUCUGACGACAUCGACUGUCUGGCCUGGAACCGCAAGGUCUCGCACAUUCUCGCUACUGGCGGCCCAGGUGGCUUUGUGACAGUGUGGGAUUUGAAGACGAAGAAGGCAUCCUUGACCUUGAAUAACAACCGCAAGGCCGUGAGCGCCAUUGCCUGGGAUCCAAAUAAUUCAACAAAGCUCCUCACGGCAACUCCUGACGAUAAUACUCCCGUUAUCUUCCUGUGGGAUCUGCGAAACUCCAACGCUCCAGAGAAGACUCUUCAGGGACAUGAGCAAGGUAUUCUGUCGCUGUCGUGGUGCCAGCAGGAUCCCGAUCUAUUGCUCUCGUCUGGCAAAGACAACAAGACCAUUGUAUGGAACCCACAUACCGCAGAGCGUUAUGGAGAAUUGCCCGAGGUUACCAACUGGACUUUCCAAACUCUUUUCCACCCGCACAACCCCAACCUGUCAGCUACUGCGAGCUUUGACGGCAAAAUCACCAUCCAGACCCUCCAAAACACAAACCCCGAUACGUCGCAGGCAGUCAACGAGAAGCCUUUGGAUGACGAGGAGUUCUUUAGGGCUGCUCAGACCCAACCUCAGGGAGCCUCUUGGUCAUUGAGCAAAGCGCCCAAGUGGUUCGAGCGACCCAUUGGUGCCUCUUUUGGCUUUGGUGGCAAACUCGUCAUUUUCAGGGAAUCUCCAACUCAGGCUGGUCAGAAACGCUCGUCAAAGCUGUCAAUCUCACAGUUUUCUGCGGAUUCAGAUGUUUCAUCUGCUAUUGAGAAAUUCCAAGAGGCUCUUGCCUCUGGUGAUCUGGCCACGCUUUGCGAAGAGAGAAAGGAACAAGCCCAAACUGACGAAGAGAAGGCCGACUGGACAGUUAUAGAGACGCUGGUUGGCGAAAACCCUCGUUCAAAAAUCGUUGAGCAUCUCGGCUUCAAGGAAGAAGAUCUGGCUAACGGAACAACCGAAGCGCCCGAAGGAGAAGAAAAAGACACGGUUACAAAACAGGAGGAAGCCACUGAUGCGGAAGGCAAGCCGAGACGCCUAUCCAACUUCUUUGGAGAAGGCGAGGGUGAGGGAGAUGACUUCCUGUCUGGUCUGGCCGCCAACAAGGGCGCCAAGACUGAUAAUCCUUUCCAUCUCUUCAGUGAUGACGAUUCGUCUGUCGAGAAAGAGAUCACAAAGGCUCUGAUGCUGGGCAAGUUUGCCAAAGCCACUGAUAUCUGCUUGAAAGAAGAUCGCAUAGCAGAUGCCUUCCUCAUUGCCAACUGUGGCGGCCAGGAACUUGUUGAGAAAGUUCAGUCCGCCUAUCUUGCUCGUAAGAGCGGCAUCCCUAGCUACCUGCGUCUCAUCAGCUCGGUUGUCGAUAAAAAUCUAUGGGACGUUGUCUACAACGCAGAUCUUAGCAACUGGAAGGAGACUAUGGCCAUCAUUUGCACAUUCUCUGAUCCUAUUGAAUUCCCAGAUCUUUGCGAGGCCCUCGGUGACCGAAUCAACGAGCACGGCCUGAGAAAGGACGCUUCGUUCUGCUACCUUGUAGGCUCCAAGCUUGAGAAGGUUGUUGCCAUCUGGGUGGAUGAGCUGAAUGAAUCGGAGCAAGCUGGAAUGAAGGAAGAGUCCAACGACUCAACUUUCUCAGUGCACACUAGAUCACUGCAGACCUUCAUCGAGAAGGUUACCGUCUUCCGUCAGGUCGCCAAGUUCCAAGACAAAGAACUGACACAGACGGCCGAUUGGAAGCUGGCCACCCUCUACGACAAGUACACUGAAUACGCAGAGAUCCUGGCUGGCCAAGGCAAAUUGGAGGUUGCUCAGAAGUAUAUUGAUUUGCUGCCAGCCAAUUAUCCAGCUGCCGAGCUAACCAGAAGUCGAGUGAAGCUGGCAACGCAGAAGAAGCCUGCCGUUGCACCAGUCACCGCGGCGCGCAGGACGCCAUCCGUUACUACUGGAGCACAACCAUCAGUGGUAGGCUAUCAACCUCCUCAACCUGCCCCUAUUCCGGCCCCUACGAACCCCUAUAGCGGACUACAGCAAACUUCGCCGGCUAUCUCUACGGCUCAACAGUAUAAGCCUCCAGUCAACCCCUACCAACCUCAGGGCUACCAACCUCAAGGCUACCAGCCUCCGAACCAAUUUUCAUAUACUGGAACGCCCGUCGCCCCGCCGCCAAUCGGUGCUCCCCCACGGAACACAACGCCAUCAGCUCCUCCGCCAUCAAAGGCCAAGAACAUGGAGAACUGGAAUGACGUCCCAGUAGUUACAAAGGUAGCGCCGCGAAGGUCGACUCCUAGCGCAGCACCCAUCACAUCACCCUUCACAGGUCAACAGGGCCAGAUUGCGCCGCCCCCUCCUCAAUCGUCAGCAUCACCUUACGGGCCAGGUGCUAGGGCUAGUCCUCCACCACCUCCCAGAGGACCAGCUCCCCCGAGAGUUCAGUCUCCAUUAGCCGGACCGCCUCGAACUUCUUCUGCGGCGGCCAACCAGUAUGCUCCACCGGCUCCUCCAGCUGGAGCGAUCCCAACCCAUCCAGCCCCCCCAGUUAUGCCACGCACGGCUUCGCCAUAUAAUGUUCCUCCCUCGGGACCUCCACCUUCGAAUAGGUACGCGCCGGCAGUGGCGACCCAACAGCAGCCUGGGCAGUACUCUGGCUCCCCUGUGCCACCGCCUCCCGGCUCAAUCAACCGACCCCCGCCGUCUGCCAAUGCCUAUGCACCACCAGUUCAACAGCAACCAGCAGCUCCCAGUCCGUAUGCUCCAUCACCUUAUGCUCCGUCUCCCUAUGUUCCUGCUCCUGGACAGGUGCCAGCCACUCAGCCGCCACCAACAGGACCUCCGAUGGGUCGACCUGGCCCCCCGCCCAGUGCAGUGUCUGCUCCACCACCUCCCAAACAAACUCCUCCACCUCCGGCGGCAGCAAAGCAUCCUCCUGGAGACCGAUCACAUAUUCCAGCUAACGCUCAACCGUUGGUGGAUAUUCUGAGCCAGGAUAUGCAGCGGGUAGCGUCUAAAGCUCCGGCGACAUUUGCCCCUCAAGUCAAGGAUACGCAGAAGCGUUUGAACAUCUUGUUUGAUCACUUGAACAACGAGGAGCUUAUCCAGCCAUCGACAAUCGAACAGCUAUCGCAGCUCGCCCAAGCAAUUCAGUCUAAGGACUACGCCACAGCUCAAAAGCUGCAGAUGGAAAUUAAUCGUGAUAAGACAGAUGAGUGUGGUAACUGGAUGGUUGGAGUUAAGCGGCUUAUCAGCAUGAGCAAGGCAACUCCUUAA